UGUUUUAUGUAUUUUUUGUGUGUGUUUUCUUGGCCUUCUUGGCCUUCUUGGCGCCCUAAUUCACGAACACGCGGAGAUUUUGGUUGGCGAAAGAAAUCACGAUCACUGCCAAUGGGCGGCGCUGUUAAAUCCCAAUCUUAAACCCUUUUGUUUUUCCGUUCAUCAACAAAACUCUUCGAAACUGGUCCUUUCCAUUUCCUGUUUUUUUUUUUUCUCAGUGAAGUCUAGAUGAGUAGAUCAAUCGGAAGAAAGGUUACAGGAUUUUCACUUCUAUCCAAUGCCAACAAAUUAGGCGUUGUACCCUUCUCUUCUUCUUUUUCUUCUUCUUCCGGUGGUCAUGGUCGUGGCCGAGGUCGAGGUGCCUUUCCCUCCGGACCCUUUGAUUUCACCCCUCCAGUCCCCAAUCAGGAACAUUCAAAUGCGUCUAAACAAGAACCUAUAGAUUCUCGUCCUACUCCUGGGCUUGGUCAUGGCCGUGGUAAACCCACUCCUUCCUCCCCACUCCGUCCAUCUUUCUCUUCCUUUUCGCCCUCUGUCAGGCCCUCGUCUGUUGGUCGGGGUAGAGGUGAUGCUUCGCCAUCGAUUCGGUCCCCUCCCGAGCCAGAUUCGGAGCCUAAGAAACCUGUGUUUUUCUCGAAGAAUAAUGCAGGGGACUCUGCUGCAAGUACUUCACUUGGCGGGUUACACAGGGUUUCGGGAGAGAGAAACUUGCCUGAGUCUUUGCAUUCUGAGUUUUCUGGUGUUGGACGAGGAAAACCCAUGAAGCAACCAGUCCCGGAAGAUCAACCAAAGCAGGAGAAUCGUCAUCUUAGACCUAGACAAGAGGGGGAUGGACCUGGAGCUGGCGAGCGUGGAAGGGGUCGUGGCUUCGAACCAAGGAUAGGCCGUGGUGAACCAUGGAGGAACACUAAUAGGAUGGUGUCAAAGGACGGGCCUGAUGGUGAAGUUGGUGGUGGUCGAGGAACUAGCGGUUAUCGGGGCAGAGGCGCCAGAGGACCGUACAGACGGGGAGCCAGGGGGUCAUUUAGAACUGGGGAGAGACGGGAGAGAAGAAGUGGUCACGAUAAGGAGGAUGGAUAUGCUGCUGGACUUUAUUUAGGCAACAAUGAAGACGGUGAGAGGCUGGCAAAGAGGAUUGGUACCGAAAAUAUGAACAAACUGGUUGAAGGAUUUGAAGAGAUGAGUGGUAGAGUGCUGCCUUCGCCAUUGGUGGAUCAGUAUUUGGAUGGGAUGGAUACCAAUUUUAUGAUCGAGUGUGAGCCGGAGUACCUGAUGGGAGAUUUUGAAAAUAACCCUGAUAUUGAUGAGAAUCCACCAAUUCCCCUUCGGGAUGCACUUGAGAAGAUGAAACCAUUUUUAAUGGCGUAUGAAAACAUCCAAAGCCACGAAGAGUGGGAGGAAAUCGUGGAAGAAACCAUGCAGAGCGUCCCAUUGCUGAAGGAGAUAGUUGACGCUUAUGGUGGACCAGAUAGAGUAACUGCGAAGGAACAACAAGGGGAGCUGGAAAGAGUUGCAAAGACACUUCCACAAAGUGCACCUAAUUCUGUAAAGCAAUUCACCAAUCGUGUUGUUCUUUCUUUGCAGAGCAACCCAGGGUGGGGAUUUGACAAGAAAUGGCAGCUUAUGGACAAACUUGUUGAGGGGUUCUCCAAGCGAUACAAGUAGAUUUACUAAAGUUUCAUCAAGGACAUCAAGAAUUAUAACUUACACUCAACUAAAAUGAAGCUACUUGCUAAAUUGGUCUACAUCUUUUCUUUAGUCUUGGGAUUUAAUUUUAGCUCAUGAGAUGUUCAGAAGUUUUGCACUCUUUCUGUUGUGUCUCAAUGAUGGUCUUUUGUAAUCGAUAUUGCUGCAAUAGCCAUUGUUGAAGUACUGCUUCAUUUUUUUUUUCCUUUGGGGAAGCAAUAAUUGCAUUUGUUUUUAUCAACAUGAUGCACUGAGAAUAGUUCUUUUGUGUUGUACAAAAUCUCUCCUUUAUUUGCUGCUCUUUCACUCUCCCCUCUUAUCAUAAGUUUUACUUAUAAAA
This is a messenger RNA of Cucumis sativus (cucumber), 2026 nucleotides long. RefSeq names its product translation initiation factor IF-2. The coding region runs from base 229 to 1665 and encodes 478 amino acids. The transcript has 4 exons. The record is from RefSeq and is a predicted model, not a curated record. NCBI's taxonomy places the organism in Eukaryota, Viridiplantae, Streptophyta, Magnoliopsida, Cucurbitales, Cucurbitaceae.